This is a messenger RNA of Exophiala spinifera, 1308 nucleotides long. RefSeq lists its product as uncharacterized. The transcript has a single exon. The coding region runs from base 1 to 1308 and encodes 435 amino acids. The record is from RefSeq and is a predicted model, not a curated record. NCBI's taxonomy places the organism in Eukaryota, Fungi, Ascomycota, Eurotiomycetes, Chaetothyriales, Herpotrichiellaceae. Gene Ontology annotation, molecular function: signaling receptor binding. Gene Ontology annotation, biological process: protein import into peroxisome matrix, docking. Gene Ontology annotation, cellular component: peroxisomal membrane; peroxisomal importomer complex.
AUGGCAGAUACGGGCCCCAGGAAAGGCCCUUCAAUACCGGCCUGGCAACAAAAGUCGGCCACGGAUGCGCAGCAGCCCAGCGGCUCCAAUCAAGAGACAGACGACUCUACCUCAUCCUCGACUUCGUCAGAUCUACCUGUCGUCGAACAAGCCCGCAAAUUCCUCGAAGACGACUCAAUCCGAGAUGCCCCCCGAGAGCGCAAAGUCGCCUUUCUAGAACAGAAAGGCUUGACCUCAGAUCAAAUAGAACAACUUCUCUCGUCGGACCAGAAAGGGUCAUCCCUCGAGGAUUCUGUCGACCCGUCAUCCAGCGAGAUCAAGACAGUCCACGACACGACACAACCUACCACACCACACUCCGACACCACCACGGCGUCUACCACUCCCUCGCCCUCUUCAAAUAGCGCUGCGGCGUCCUCGUCUUCGAAACGCGACGUGCCACCUAUAAUAACAUAUCCCGAGUUUCUUCUCCAACCCCAGAAGCCUCCUCCGCUGGUGACAUUCUCGCGGCUCGCCAAUGCAGCCUACGGCUUCGCGGGGCUCGCAACGCUCACAUACGCGGCCUCGACAUACAUAGUCGAGCCGAUGCUGGAGACGCUGACUUCUGCGCGCCACGACCUGGCCUCGACGGCCCUCGCCGACCUGGCCCAACUGAACGCCAAACUCGAGUCGACCGUGUCGCACGUACCGUACAUCCCUCCUCUUCAUGCCGCCACCACCACCACCACCACCUCCUCCUCCUCGAAGCUCAAAUCCUCGUCAGACGCCAUGUCUGAUGUCUCCUACUCCGACUCUGACCCGACGGAGCUCUUCCACCGAGACAUCGCGACGCAGACGUCGCCGCCCCGCUCGCGCUCCCCGUCCUUCACAUCCCACCCAUACGACCAUCACAGCCUGUCCGCCCAAGACCCGACCGCAAGCCAGUCGACGCGCCUGCGCUCUCUGCACUCGACGCUCUCGUCGCUCCUCAGCUCCACGGACUCGCGCUACUCGCAGGGCCGGCUGAAGGAUACCAUGACGGAAAUGCAGGCCGUGCUGGACAAGAUGUCAAACACUUACAACCCCUUCCAGACCGACUUCGGCACCGCCAGCACACCCUCGUUCACGAGUACGGGCUACGGAGGCCCCGGCGGCAGCGGCGCAAUGCAGGACAAGAACAAGACGAAAAGGGGCUCGGACAACGAGGCGCAGAAGUUCAGGGCCGAGAUCCGCGCCCUCAAGGGUGCCUUCUUGAGCUCGAGGAAUUUCCCCACGGCGAGACCUGCCGCUCCGUUCGCCAUGCCUGGCGCUGGAAGAUCAGGUGGAUAA